AUGCCGCCCCCGGGCGACGCUGGCCGGGAGCCGGACCUGCUCCGUGCCUUUAGCCCGCAGGGCGUCUCGGAGCAGGAGCUUCUCAGGGUCGCUGGUCUUCUUGAAGAUGCUGGCCUCCACGAGGCGUGGCAGUUCAAGUUUGCGACCCGCCCGAUCCUUGAGACGGCGUGCCGUGACCCGCUCACUCUUGAGUUGGAUUACCGGGCCUUCCUGCUGGUUUCGGCCGUGGCAGAGAAGGUGCAGCAGGCCGCGGCCGGCGGCGGCAAUGGCUCGAGCGCUGCCGCGGCAGGCCCCGACUUCCAGGCGGAGUCCGUCGCCGCACUCCGGGCCAUCGCCCGUAGGGCGCGGGUCGGCGCGGCCAGGCAGCGCGGGGACCGCUCGGUGUCCUCCGACUCAGACGACAAGGCCUCCACUUCGGUGAACGUGUGCAAGGGGCUGAAGCGCUACGGGCUCAACGGCUUGCCGGUGGAGCACCUGCCGCAGUCCGCUCUCCUUCAGCCUUUGCUCCGGCGCAGCCGCCGCAAGGCUGGCCACGGGCGGCUCCCUUGGGUCGCCGGCGAGCUGCAGAAAGACUUCGAGCCGCUGAAGAGGGCGUCGGACGCCACUUUGCGCCCUCCGCAGAAGGGUCAGGCGUUCCAGUCGUUCGCCCACUUCACCAGUUGCUGGUGGGCCCGGGCGCUGUCCCAGCUGGCGCUCCAGGCGGACCUCAACAGCGAGGCCGUCACCUUCGAGCGGUUGCUGCGGCGCUUCCUCGACCUGUGCCACAUGGCGCAGGAGCUCGGGGUCACGGUCGCGUACGAGUACGACCGCCAGGAAUGGCUCCGCCUCGGCACGCAGAUCGAGAACAAGGGCCCCUCGGUGGACCCGGACGCCAGCUUCGAGAAGAUCGACCACGGCCUGCGCGCCGACGUCAAGGACCAGUGCAGCAGGGCGAAGCAGGCCGGCGACAGCUCGGGCCGCGGCGGUUCGGGCGCCAGCAGGGGCCCGCAGGGCCACGCGAGCCAGCCAGCGCGCGGACACGCGGCG
Molecule: messenger RNA, 1026 nt
Organism: Prorocentrum cordatum
Lineage: Eukaryota; Dinophyceae; Prorocentrales; Prorocentraceae
Source: the annotation of a GenBank genome assembly